Molecule: messenger RNA, 897 nt
Organism: Arachis duranensis
Lineage: Eukaryota; Viridiplantae; Streptophyta; Magnoliopsida; Fabales; Fabaceae
Exons: 2
Coding region: 1-897 (298 amino acids)
Source: RefSeq, a predicted model, not a curated record
AUGAGAGUGAGCAGAAUUUUGUACCGGAAUCCAGUUAUAGUUUUUGGUGGUCUAAUACAAUUUGAUACCAUGCCAAUCACUGACGAAGGGAGUAUGCAGAAUAUGUUUCAAAUUUAUCGGCAGACUCAGAUGCGACAGCCACAGAUUGAGCUAUAUGUUGAGUUUGAAAGCGUAGAGACCGAAGGGAUUCAAAAUGUUUUAGAUAUAGAUGAUGAUAGAGCUGCAGUGUACGAGGGAAUAGAUAGUGACAGCGAAGAGGAUUUUGAAGCCACUUAUGAAGCCGGCGAUGAAGACGAGGAUGGUGAUGUGGGAGUUGAGACAGCAACGGAGAAUAUAGUGGUUCAUCCCUCGAGCAGUCAACCGAUGAACGUGCCACCAUUCACGCGUGAGUUGGAUCUCGACGCCAUACAUGCACCGGAAUUUCCGGAAUAUGCAAACAUAGGCGUUGCUGAUCUUGAGGACGGAGAGUUCCGGAUUGGAAUGGAAUACAGUUCCAGAAAGUCAGUGGUGGAUGCAAUUAAAAGAUACACUAUCGUUAGAGGAGUUGACUACGAUGUGUAUGAGUCUGAGCCACAGACCUUCUAUGCAAAAUGCAAGAUGUAUGGGCGUCGGUGCGACUGGCUUAUCCGAGCCAGCUUGAUACGGAAAAAAGAUUGUUGGGAGAUACGCAUAUACAAUGGAAGGCACACGUGCACAAUGGGAACGAUUUCACAGGAUCACUCCAAGUUGGACUCGGAUACCGUUACUGAUAGUAUAAUGCCGUUAGUCGAGACUGACCCGUCAAUCAAUGUGAAACCUAUAAUAGCGGAAGUCCAGUCAAGGUUCAACUAUACCAUCAAUUACCGAAAGGCUUGGUUGGCAAAACAGAAGUCCAUAGCGAAAGUUUUCGAUGGUUAA